Molecule: messenger RNA, 948 nt
Organism: Drosophila nasuta
Lineage: Eukaryota; Metazoa; Arthropoda; Insecta; Diptera; Drosophilidae
Exons: 1
Coding region: 1-633 (210 amino acids)
Source: RefSeq, a predicted model, not a curated record
AUGAUGAAUAAAGUAGCGCGAUUGGAGCUCGAGGUGAAUACGUUGCGUCAGGAGUUGGCGAAGAUUCGCUUUGAUCGGGAUGAGAUCUGCAGGAAGCAUAGAAAUCAUCUCAAGCUUUGUGCUGGUGGCGAUUGCUGCAAGAGAUUUCGUCUCGACGGCGAUGAUAAGGCUGCCGAAAAGGAUUUGUACAUCGCCUAUCUGGAGGAGCAGAUCAAGCAGACGCGUCUCAAAUACAAACAGCAAAUGGGAGAUGUCAAGUCAAGUGCCAGUAUCCUCGAGUCGAAGCUUCAAAAGGUGCGAGAAGAGAUGAGCUGCAUCACGGUUCGGGCUCGACAAGUGGACAAGUUGAAGAAGGAUGUGGAAGUAUUGAAGGCGAAGCUGGAACGUCGAAAUACGACAAUUGCCCAACACAAUGAACAAUAUGCUGGACUAUUGGGAUUAAUCUCAAACCUAGAUCUUCAGUCAAUGCCAGAAGGUAAUGACACAAGUGAGAUGCUAGGAAAUGCUUUAGUAUCCGACAAGAACAGAAAUAAUUCGAGAGUUGCUUUGGAGAAGAAGACGAAGAAGCCUAAACCAAAAUUGAAUUUUGUCUGUCUAAAUGCGGCACUCAGAAAAAAAGUAAUGCACAAUUAAUUGAGACAAACAAAUAUUCAAAUUGAUGGUUUACUUUGGCACUUCAGUAAAAAUUUUAAAAUCUUGCACUUUUAUAUAUUCGUAGUUGAAUCAGAAUUAUCGUAUAAAUCUUUUAUAUAAUGUAAUUGUCAAUUCUUCUUGUUCGAUUGCCAAGGCGGAACUUCGGUCAGCAUUUUCCAUUUUCCCAGAAUUUUCGACCUCAAGUUCAUUGACAAAGAUUUCCAACAAUUCGUUCAAGCGACGAUUAUGUAAAUCGGUUUUGUGUUGGGUUAUUGGACUGUGCAAAUUUCAUUAAAGUCGUAGUAUUUUACUAUA